Messenger RNA from Didymodactylos carnosus, 1190 nucleotides. The record is from the annotation of a GenBank genome assembly. NCBI's taxonomy places the organism in Eukaryota, Metazoa, Rotifera, Eurotatoria, Philodinida, Philodinidae.
AUGCAUAUUUGUCUCAAGAGCACGGCAGAAAUAAUAACAACUCAAAUAUUUAUUGUCGUUCCAUUUGGAGAAAGCGUAUUUUUAUCAUUCUUCAGUUUAACAACGUCAAGCGGUGGUAAUGGUGAUAAUAGUAAGAAUAAUUCAACAAUACUACAAAUACCGCCAACAUCAACUCUCAAUAAUCAGCCACAGCAGCUGUCAUCAGCCUCGAGUAAAACUGAAACAAAACCUUCUCCUCCCACGAAGGCUAAGACUUCUAAACGACCGAAACCAACUAAACCAACAAAAACAAAGACAAAAUCAGCUCCAUCUGUUCAAUCGUUCACUUCAUUAUUUUCGUUAAAAACGUCAAAUGCAACGAGAGCCACAAGUAAUCAGACACAAACAGAGUCAUUCGUUGCAUCCACUAGUGGUGGCAUCGCCAUCGAAGAGGCAUCCACUACUAAGUCAACUGGAACAAUUACCGAAAAAUCUCCAAGCACUGGAACAGCGGACACCAAUACGGAACUUACUCCUACUACUGAGCUCACUGGAACAAACACUACUGAAGCAACGGAAACAAGGACGAAGCAGGCCACUGUGGCCGGUACAAUGACAAAUGCUGGUAUGUGUAUAUCUUGAGACGAUGCUAAGCUAACGUGCAUAUUUAAAAGCGAUAUGUUGUCGAAAUUAGUAACACAAGAUGAUGUUAUAUCAUCGAUAAGCGAAAGAAGGAUUCUCGCCCCAGUUGUGUGCUGUGAAAAUGAGCUUUUAUGUUCACCUUAGUGCGAAUGAACACAGCGCAUCUAGCCGCGGAUACUACGUCUACAGAUCUAGUAAUAUUCAACACAGUCUGCGUGUAUUUUCUCGAAUCAAACCUAACAGAAAACUACAAAUCAGCCAAUUUGAUUUCUUAUGCAACCAGUAUACAAUUUUAUAACAGCAAUUAUCGCCGAUAUUAGUUUUGUAUGAUCCAAAGCUCAGUCAUGGAGACAAGGCUGUGGACAGAAUAGUGUGACAAUUGAGUAGACUAUUAUAUUCUUCCCUGUUUUUCAGCGACUUCAACAUCGACAUUGACGACUACAAGUAGGUUUAUCUUGUGUAGAAAAUACACCAAAUACAUCGGUCGCAAUGGUGCAGACUAGCUUUAAUCUAAGAAACUAAGCUGAAUACAGAGGCGUAUGUGUAGUAGAAAACUAGGCCCUAUUUCC